Messenger RNA from Xenopus laevis (African clawed frog), 1556 nucleotides. RefSeq names its product mitochondrial ribosomal protein L44 S homeolog (gene mrpl44.S). Lineage: Eukaryota; Metazoa; Chordata; Amphibia; Anura; Pipidae. Gene Ontology annotation, molecular function: ribonuclease III activity; double-stranded RNA binding. Gene Ontology annotation, cellular component: microprocessor complex; mitochondrial large ribosomal subunit; mitochondrial matrix. Gene Ontology annotation, biological process: RNA processing; mitochondrial translational elongation. The record is from RefSeq and is marked provisional.
GGGUUUGACGUGACUUAUUGGCCAGUCUCUUCGUUAUAUGAUGGCGUCCCUGCUUCUUGGGCUCCGGUCUCUAGCACUGUCUGGGCCACGCUGGAUUCCAGUCCGAGGGAAAAAGCGCUGGUUGCGACCGUAUCUUCGGGCCUUGGAGAAAAAACUGGAACUGGCCGGGCCCCCGAAGCCGAUUCCAAGGUCUCAGCAGCCAAAUUUUGACUAUCAUGCAGAGGUACUGGCUUUCUCCCAGCGCUUAAAUGAGAGUUUCUCGAUGCAACUGCUAAAGACUGCAUUUGUGAAUAAGACCUACGUGAUGCAGGAAGAGCAGCAGCGGCAGGAGCUGGGCCUUGACAAGGAGACGGCCAUGUUGAACCUGCAGGAUAAUGAGCAGCUUGCUGGUGUGGGCUCUGAGUUCACUGCUUCAUAUGUGCAGAAAACUCUGGAGAAGGCCUUCCCCAACCUGCCUCCUGAUGGCAUCAAAUCUCUAGUUGAUCACCUUACUAGCCAGGAGGUUGUAUGCCAUGUUGCUCAGAAUCUUGCAGUGGAAGACUUGACGCUCAGCUCUGAGUGUCCUUUGGACCCGCUAACUAUUCACAGAACCUUUUUUGCUAUUACCGGCGCUUUGCUGCAGAGCAGUGGCACACAGAGAGCUGGUUUGUUUAUCAGGGAUUUUUUAAUCACACAGUUGAUUGGAAAGGACCUCUUCGAUAUAUGGUUAAUUGCAGAUCCUAUGUCUUUGCUGGUGCAAGAGCUGUCCCAUAGAAACCUUCCUCUUCCUGAACCCAGGAUGACUAGGGAAUGUGGAGCUGCUACUGUUCUGCCUGUGUAUUUUGUUGGAUUAUACUGCAAUAAAGAACUGAUUGCAGAGGGUCCUGGUGAGUCUGUCUCUGCCGCAGAAGAGGAGGCUGCUCGCGUGGCUCUGAGAAAGAUGUUUGGAUUUACAGAAAACAGGAGGCCAUGGAAUUAUUCUUCAACCUCUCAGGAGAUUAUAGAACAAAAAGCCAUACACAGUAGCUAGAGCCUACCUUACACUCCCUUUUCUGGCAAAUAUGGAAAAUGCGUUAUUUUUUGAAGUUUUUGACUUCAGUUUUAGACUGGAAACCGUGCCCAGUAAAACUGCCUGUGCUUUUCAUCAUGGAAAAUGUUCAAAAAAGGUGUUGAGCUGAUUUGGCUGAUAUUUUGCCAUUUCCUUGUCUCCCCAACAGGAAUGUUGUAACCAGUAGCAAUCUUCUUUGCUUCAUUUUGUUCUUAUUUUACCACUGAUAGGAAACAAAUAAAUAUACUUAUAACAAACUGUCAAUUCUUGCGCAUGUGUAAAGCUGUGGUACAACAAACAGGUUCUGCUGUUUUGCUCUGAUUUAAGCUGGCCAUACAUAAUGAGAUCCAUGCAUUUGGCAAUGUCACUACCCAAUUUGGCCACCCAUACUUUGAUCCAAUUUUCCACUGGAGGGGUUAACAGGCAGAUCAUAAAGAGGGGCUUAUGAAGACCCUGAAAGGGAUUCUGUCAUGAUUUUUAUGGUGUAGUUUUUAUUUCUAAAUUACACUGCAAAUAAUUCACUCUACAA